AUGGCCGCCACCCUAGCCAAGCUGCUCAUCUUCGGGCUCCUGGUCCUACCCAGCGACGCAUUCUUCCUGCCCUCCCGACCCAGCCAGGGCCACACCGACGUCGAGUCCACCACCGCCGCCCCAAACCGCGCAGGCCGAGACGAGCCGACCCAGGAAUCUGCACCCAUCAGCACGGCCUCCACUUCUACCUCCAGCGACAGCAACAGCAACGACACCAGCACCAGCACCAGCGCCAGUACCCCCUUCACGACGAAGCUACCUCACCACACUCACCCUGGCUCCAACAUCGCCGUGGUGGUAUAUUCAGGCAUCGAAACCGUCGGCUCGUGUUCCUUCGCGGCGCCCGACGGCAGCAUGACAAUCCAGCCCGUCAGCACCCUCACAACCCAGACCUCGACCUCGACCGACACCGCGGCGGUCGAGCAAACGAUGUCGUCGGUCAUCAACCCGGCGAAGCAGUGGGCUUACGACCGUGACUGCGGCACCGGCAUUGACAUCGACUUCGGCAUCGGCAUCGGCACCGGCAUCGAGCAGCAAACAAUAAAGAAGGAAUUCCGACACCCGAACCCGCGCCUGCUGAGCCCCGGUGUCCUGACGACGAGGACGAGGACACGGGGACCGAUACCACUAUAA
Anthostomella pinea is the source of this 633-nucleotide messenger RNA. Lineage: Eukaryota; Fungi; Ascomycota; Sordariomycetes; Xylariales; Xylariaceae. The record is from the annotation of a GenBank genome assembly.